ACUUUAUUUAGUUCAACUUACGAGGAAAUGUACAGACGUGUUUGAGUCAGGAUGUCUCAUACUUCUGGUGAAUUUAUCCACGUUUCACCAUGGGGAUGACUCUUUUGUUAUUAUCUGCCUCUCAGAUGAGUGAAACUAACACUCCUGUACAAAUGGUUGUCUAACUUCUUCAGGGUUAACUCUACCAACAUGGACUUUGUUUUGGUUUUCCCACUGAUACUUGCCUUCCUUUCCACUGUAGUGACACAACAGAAGAGUAACUCAUCAUGCCAUGUAAAGUGCCCAGCUGGAUAUCGUAUAGAUAAAAAGAAGAUUGGUGACUGUGCAGAUGCAAAGCACAGAUGUGAACGAUGCGGUGAAGCGACAUACACAGCUCAAGAAAACACUCGUACCGAUUGUAUUAGGUGUACCUCGUGUGGUAAUUAUGAGGUGGAACUAAAGCCAUGCACCUUCAAUAGUAAUGUGGUAUGUGACUGUAAGAUGAAUCACUACAAUAAAAGCUCAAGCUUCGACGGCCAAUUGGAUUGCCAGCCGUGCAGCUGUGAACGUUGUGGAGAUCUUGAUAUAUAUCCCGACUACAAUAGGAAGUGCCAGCCCUGCCAAAGGUGUUUGGAAUUCCCAAAGUGCAAGAAGAAAUGUUUAAAAACAUAUCCAACAAAUCUCCCUACGGCUGCAACCACAUCUCCAUCUCCAUCUCCAUCUACAGCUACACAAUCCACUGUUUCAAACAACACAUCGGAUCCUGUUGUGGUUCCGCUUCUACCUCAAUGGAACACAGUUCCCUGGAUGUUCCUCGUGGUGUUUAUUUGGUGUCUGGUGGCAUUUGUGUGCCUUUUGCCACUGCUGAUCUGCAGCAGGAACUGGUUCAGAGACCCAGUCAGUUGUCCCUGCUGGACUGAGAACAAAGAUCUGGAGCCGCCUAUGGAACUCACGAUUUUCAAUGAACAAAGCAGUCAUCAAGGCGGCAGCCCCGAAACGCAGACAAUUAACAUAUCAGAGGUAUCUCCCAUGAUGACUGUCAGCCAGACACCAGAACAUCCAGCCCCUAUCAACCCUGCAGACGAUGAACACAAAGCCUCCAGACAAGACGAGCACUGGCCGGCCAUCAUCCUCUACGCGAUUAUAAAGGAGGUGCCCUUGCGUAGGUGGAAGGAGUUCUUGCGUCUGCUCUCUGUGGCUGAUCAGCAGCUGGAACGAGUGGAGCUGGAGGCCGGUUUGGGUCUGGGCUCCAUGGAGAGGCAGUACCAGAUGCUGAGGCUGUGGAGCCAGCGCUCCACUGCGAGCCUGGAUGACGUCUUCUCGGCCUUGCACUAUAUGGAUUUAUCUGGCUGUGCCCAGCUGCUGCAAGAAAGCCUGGAGAGGCUGCAGGGGAGGCCUGAACUGACGCAAGGUACUACAGCCUGCAGCGGUAUCACAGACCAUGGAUAUAAUGGAACCAUGCAGGACACCUGAUGCUGCACCUGUGGACACAAGUACCAUACUAUUUAUGAGAGACAUAUAAGUGCUUCAACUGUGGAAGCUGUUCUAACAGAGGAAAUCACUGACUGUACUACAUAACAUGUACAACCACAGAAAAACUGUGAUAACAUCACAACUGACAUUACAACUAAGUAAUGCAGAUGCAUAUUACAGUCUAGCUUGGAGUUAAAUCGCACUGGUUAAAUGGAGCACUGUGGAUAUCCUGAUAGGCCCAACUACAGUUGGGGUGUUUCCUCUUUUCCUACUUCUUUCAAUGGUUAAAUGUCAUCAAAUGCACUCUAGAUAAGUGUAUAUAUUUCUGGAGUCUUUAUUGGGUUGACCUUUAUUUUACCUCCAAAUUGAGACUUGCAGAAUGUACUGUGUGUAUAGACAAUAAUGGGUUUGUUGCAGUGCUGGUUCUGGUGGGUUCCUCCAGUCUUUGUGGCAACACCAGCAGCAGUAGCAUUUCUCAGAAGGACAUCGUUGACACUCAGGCAGAAGUCUUGUAAUCUGGGUGUAGUGUAAAAAAGAAAAUUCAGGGAAAUCCCCCUUCCAUGAGCUAUACUGUUAAAAUGCCCUUUAGCGCACACCACAUAACCGCAAGCUUCUUGCGUGCCACUUCAUCAAGGCCAACAGUUGAGGGCUGUGGUUUUACAGCAGAAUGCUGACAUGUAAAUGUGUGUAACUCUAUGAUUGUAUGUGUAAGCAGGGAACGCUAAAAAGGAAGAAAGACGUCCCUGUUUGAAUUCCAAAGAAGAUGGCUUGAGAAAUCUGCUUAUUUUUAGCAUUUGACCAGUCAAAAUUAAUACUCUUCUUCAGUUUGAGUGUUCUAACUGUGUGAACAUUUCAUUGAACAUCCAUGAUGUUUAAGUCUGGUAUCUCCUUCAUCUCCGUUGAGCAUGAAAGUCUGAUGUAACAACUCUUGUUGUGUUCCCUCGUCGUAAGGGAAGGAAAGUGAAAUCCCCACAGGACGUCAGAUAUUCAGUUUUCUGCAAAUAAAAUGGUGUCAAGCUGCAGGAGGCUGGGUUUUUUGCUCACCACAUUUAUUCCAUCCAAAAUGAGUGUUUCCUGUUGUGGGGUUUGCCUCUCACUUUGAGAGUUUGUUGUGUCAAUUCAGUGACUGACAGUAAAGGACCUGGACUUUCCAGUAAAUGGAGUUUAUUAUUGAUUUUAGAAAUUGUAAUCUAGGUGCGCAGUUUGUGACAUUAGAUGUGUGUGUAUUUUUUCAUUUUUAUUUUUCAUUUUGUUACAUAUUUUAAUACAAAGCUCAAUGAGUUUACUAUGCUGAACCUGUCAGGUUAGGAAUUUUAUCCUCACUGGAGUCAGCUGUGUGAUAUAAAUGUAUGGUGGUAACAUGGUACUGUAUGAACCUUAGUCAAAGUGUCAUCAUUCGGUAUGCCAUAAUAAAAU
Messenger RNA from Centropristis striata (black sea bass), 2868 nucleotides. RefSeq names its product tumor necrosis factor receptor superfamily member 1A. Bases 190 to 1452 code for a protein of 420 amino acids. The transcript is spliced from 10 exons. Lineage: Eukaryota; Metazoa; Chordata; Actinopteri; Perciformes; Serranidae. Gene Ontology annotation, biological process: signal transduction. Gene Ontology annotation, molecular function: protein binding. Gene Ontology annotation, cellular component: plasma membrane. The record is from RefSeq and is a predicted model, not a curated record.